GCCAAAGAAACGCAAAGCAGUGUGAAACAGCUGGUCCGCUGAAUGGUUGCUUUGACAGGCCCAUUGACGGAUAAGCGAAUGAUUUAUUCAAAAUUAAGGCAUUUAAAUGAUAUCACGAAUAUUCCGUGGAGAAACUGAAAAUGUCGCGGCAAAGAGAAAGCGUCAGAUUGACACAUUAAAAAUUUUCAACGACAAUGUAUCAGAGUUGAGAGAAGAUGUGGAAUAUCAGGUUCAGUUUGAUGCAGCGUCCAGGCGUAUGGCUAUUACAGUCGAAUUAUCGCCCGAAUUUCCAUGGGAAAAGCCUGUACUCAGAGUUUCACCACCGAUAACGCAUCCUUGGUGCAAUGAGCACAGUGAGAUAACAAGUGCACCAGGUCUCCUGAAUUUCACAGUACACAGUGAUCUUGGACGAGUAGUGCAGGCAAUAAUAAGGGAAUUCAGUAAGAAUCCACCGCAAUUACAGGAAGAUGUAGCUUCAGCGUCCGUAGUCACUCACAGAGAUUUGCAAGAAAGAGCCUCGCCGUCAUACGGUCUUCAACGUUAUCUCGAGUUGCCGUCCACCUCAUACAAUUCAUAUUACAACUCGCAGUAUCCCCAAUUUUCAUCUCCGAAUACAAACGCUUCCGCUUACGAUUAUAAUUAUACGAAUUCGAUCGUUACCGAUGGUCAAGCAGCUCAGGGAUACAACUCUGGCUCACAUCACUCUACUUACGUCACUAACUGUAGUAGCAAUUCGCUUCACAACGCGAGUACCGCACAAUACUCGUCGGACCGUCACGCAACGUCUUAUAUGAAUUCGCAAUAUGUUAACAACGCGAAUUACGUACAAUCAAUGCACGGUCAGACUCAAAGGAAAACACCACAGAGUCUCGUGUUUCCAGAACUUAAUAACCUCUCCAACGAGGAAUUGAGAAAACUCGGAGAAGACGAAGACUCCAUGAUCAAUUUUUUGGAACAACACACUCAGCUCAAGGACUUUAAUGCCUCGGUUGAUGAACAUAUCGAUGCUGUCGAAAAAAUUGCCAGUGAAAAUCUUUCAAAAGAGACGGAUCUGAAGGACUUACAAGCGGAAGUAGCAGAAAAAAUUGAAACAGUUACAGUACUGAAAGCUCGGUACGAUAACCUAAUACAGCACUACAAUAAACUUUCCGUGGUAUUUACACCCGAUCACAUAAAGGAGUGUUUGAAGCAAGCUGCCGACGAAAGCCACGAGGAAAGUGAGAAAAUAGCCCAAGAUUUUUUAAACCGCAAAAUCGACGUUGAACGUUUUCUCAGUACGUAUAUAGAGUGUCGAAAGCUCGGUCAGGCAAGACGUACGAAGGAAGAAAAGUUGGCUCAUCAACUGAACGAGUUGAAACGAGCUGGCUAUUGAGGGAGUUCAAUUCUAUAUACACUUUUUAACUAUCAAAACGAAGAAAAAAAAGAAACAAAAAAUGCCGAAUCAACUGUACAUAAUUUUUAGUUAAAUUAAAUAAUGAUCGUGCGUCGUUUCAUGCUGACACUUUGUUGUUUAAUGAGCGUAAGAAAAACAAAUCCGAAUAACGUGCUGCUCGGGUCAACGGAGACUUAUCGAAUCCCUUUCCCAUGUGCGAUUUUCGUUUCAAUCUUAUCGUCGCAUAAUAUUUAUUACUUAAAUGGAAACACAUUUCAAAUUAAUUUGAUAAAAUCAUGAUUGUUCGCUGAAAUUAUUAUCCCUGAAAUCUCCGCAUAGACACGAUCGAUUUCUGUACAUUCCAAUUGAAAAAACAGCAAACGCAUGGACUUAAAAACUUCCAUGAGCGUUAAAAGUUUUCAAUAAUAUAUACAUACACAUGCUCACAUACAUUGAAUUAUUGUGCCUGUGAAAAUCGUCGUGUUCAACGUGUAAACAUGCAUACAACAUACUUUAAGUGAGUUUUCGCGUUUUCAACGUCUUCAUUAGUAUGAUCGUAGUUGCAACUUUCUAACGUCUCGACCUUCGCGAUAUUAAUUUUAAAAAUCAAUUAAAUAUCGUGACUAUCAAAUUAAUUAAAAAAAAAAAAGAAAAAAAACAUUUCUUACCGUACUAUGCGUACGACCCGAAACGUUGUUGUACGAAGUGUCGAUGCUGUUAUUGCGCUGUGAAAAUUACCGCGUUGUUCGUCCGAAUUAGCUACUUUUUUACCAUGUACAUAAAAUAUUCAGGGGAUUAUUAUCGAAAUUCGUUUUUCGACGUGUUGGAAAGAUUCAUCGAUAUAGUUACUUAGAGCGUUGUGAGAUUGUCCCGUGAAUGUUCCUAAUACUGUAAAGAAAAAAACGAAACCAUACGAUAUAAUAUAUUUGAAAAAAAAAAAAAGAAAAUUACAUUCAUCUACACUAUUAAUUGACGAUGCAUUUUCAAUUUGAUCAUUCAACCGACGUAAUGAGCUACCUUGUAGCAAAAAAAAAUGGCGUUUUACUUAUAUUGUUCACUGAACCCUUUGGCGAUUCAAGGACAUACUCGCUAACGAUCAUGUGCAAAAAAAUUUCAGAAAAAAUAUUUUUUAAACUCAUUAUUUGCACAUGCCUAUCGUUUUAAUCGAUUGUCAAUUGAUUCUGGUUUGCCCCGAUAUGUUUGCUUCGAAUUGGUGACUAUGGUAGAAAUUUCUGUGAAAUUUCUAACUUUAGAAAUACAUCACAGUAAUAAAUUACGCGAUCGUAUGAUAAGUCGACGAAACGUUUGCUGAAGAAACUUGUGAAAAGACUUUAUUAUCUGUCGGUUGAUGUUGAAUCAGUGUUUACGCUUCAAUUGUAUGAUAAUUGUUCUUUUUUAACAAAUAUAUAUAUGUAUAUAUAUGAUAUUUGUAUGAAAAA
Molecule: messenger RNA, 2811 nt
Organism: Venturia canescens
Lineage: Eukaryota; Metazoa; Arthropoda; Insecta; Hymenoptera; Ichneumonidae
Gene: Vsp37A
Product: vacuolar protein sorting-associated protein 37A-like
Exons: 5
Coding region: 107-1372 (421 amino acids)
Biological process (GO): protein targeting to membrane; ubiquitin-dependent protein catabolic process via the multivesicular body sorting pathway; protein targeting to vacuole
Cellular component (GO): ESCRT I complex
Source: RefSeq, a predicted model, not a curated record